CAGAUCGCAAUGCCCCCUUCGGCGCUGACCACGACCUUCAUACAAUCGACCUUCCUGAAUGCGAUUGCCAAUCUCCUCGCCCAGGUUAUAGAUCAGUACCACCGCGGUAAACCCUUCCACCUCAACCCCACCGCCCUCCUCCAAUUCCUCAUCUACGGCCUCCUCAGCGUUCUCCCCAACUUCCUGUGGCAACGGCGCCUCGAAUCCCGCUUCCCGGGGUUCCCCGCCUGGCGGCGGUGGGGGUGGUCGUCGUCGCUCACGGCGACCCCAACCACCACGACCCCCAGCAGCACGCUGCGGCGUGAUGGCAAGCCCAGUCCAGCACCACCACCCAAAGGGGAGGUAUGCAUCAGCAUUGGCAUCCCCCCUGAGGAUAUCCAGGGUAAGGACCGAGAAAAGAAGAAGAAGAAGAAGGAUGCGGGGAGAUGGAGAUCCUACCCGCAGGGGGGUACGACCAACAACAGCAGCAACAGCAACCCCGGGGUCCGGAACUUCCUCGCCAAGUUCCUGCUGGAUCAGACGGUGGGGUCGGUGAUGAAUAUCGUGUUGUUUGUGGUGUUGAUCAAUCUGCUGAAGGGGGUGGGUUUGUCCGGGUGUUGGGGGUUGCUGCGGGAGGACUUCCGGCCGAUCAUGAUGGCGCGGCUCAAGUACCGCCCGCUGGUCUCGGUGCUCAUGUACACGGUCAUUCCGGUCGAUCGGCGCGUAGUGUUUGGGAGUGCCUGUGGGGUGAUCUGGGGCGUGUAUUUGAGUUUGUAUGCGGUGGUUUAAUUCAGCCCUAGCUCAUUGGCUUGUUGGAUAGUGCUCGUCUGUUAUUCCUAUGUGAUGUGCUUGGGGCUAUUCGGCCAGGAUAGAUGCUUUGAGUCGUCACAACCAUAGACUAACUAAUAAUGCUUCGCGUUCAUCUGAUCAUAUUAGCAUAUUAC
This is a messenger RNA of Aspergillus japonicus CBS 114.51, 923 nucleotides long. RefSeq lists its product as uncharacterized. The coding region runs from base 10 to 768 and encodes 252 amino acids. Lineage: Eukaryota; Fungi; Ascomycota; Eurotiomycetes; Eurotiales; Aspergillaceae. The transcript has 3 exons. Gene Ontology annotation, cellular component: cytoplasm; membrane. The record is from RefSeq and is a predicted model, not a curated record.